UGGGCUCAGAGUGACCAUGAUCCUGCAACACUGGCGGCUGGUUUUGGCUGUGGAAUGCAUCUGUCUAUGCAUUUCCAGCUCGUCUUCGUUACGGAGAUGUGUUUUUCAAGUGACGUCACCGAACUAUGACAAAUACGCUGCUGCUAGAAAUGUGAAUGGAUCAAUACAGCUCUGUGAGAACACCCACUGCUGUGUGGGAUAUUAUGUGAUCAUGAACGGCCAGCCAAAGGUUGAUUAUCUUGCUUGUGAUAGUGUUGAAAAAUCCUGCCCAAGUUCAGUCUGCGAAACCCAUUCACACUUCAACAAUCGCUUCCUCCGGUGUGUGUGCAACACAGACCUCUGCAAUAGCAACAUUAUUUGGACCCCAGAGUCAGAAGAGCCUCCACACACCUACACUUAUCCUGCAGCUGAAAUCUUGAAAAUGGCUGUACCUCUGGCUGUGAUUUUGCUCGUCAUGUUUAUCAUGAUUAUUGCCACCAAAAGGAGAAGCCUUUUCAAAGAGAAAAAGCAGAAUCUACAAUCCUCCUGUGAUGACUACAGUUUACCAUCACCAUGCUCCUGUCAAACAGUCAAAUCCCCUGAGAUUGACUUUGCUCACAUUGAGCUACAGCAGAUUGUGGGCCAAGGACAUUUUGCAACUGUUUUUCAAGGGAAAUACAAGGGAUCUGUUGUGGCUGUGAAAGUUUUACCUGCGGACUGGAAACCUAAAUUUAUCACAGAGAAGGAGAUUUAUGAGCUACCACUGAUGACGCAUGCUGGGAUUGUGCACUUCCUCGGCACUGGGAGGAAACCAGAUGAUAACAGCUGCUUCAUUGUGCUGCAGUUUGCUGAAUAUGGUUCUCUCCAUUCCUUUCUGUCUAAACACACCACCAGCUGGAUGUCGUCACUGAAGUUGUGCCAGUCGCUAGCACAGGGGCUUUCCUAUCUCCACUCUGACCUUCACAGCAAUGGUGUGCAUAAACCCCCUGUGGCCCACAGCGACCUCAGCAGCUCCAAUGUGCUGGUGACAGCAGAUGGUACCUGCGUCCUGUGUGACUUUGGAUGCUCCACCAUCCUGCGUUCUUGGUCGGAGCGUCGCUGUUGCCAGAGCCACACCACAAACAUGGAGGGUCACGCUCAGCUGGGCACGCUGCAAUAUAUGUCCCCUGAAAUCCUGGAAGGUUCCGUAAACCUGAACAGCAGCGAGUUUCUUAUGCAGGCGGACGUCUAUGCUUUGGGACUGCUGCUGUGGGAGAUCUGGAUGCGCUGCUCGGAUUUAUUUGAAGGCGGUAUUGUUCCACAGCAUCUCGUGCCGUAUGAAUUGGAGCUGGGAGCCAAUGUAACACUGGAGAGCCUCAUCUCUUACGUGUCUCACAAGGACAACAGACCCUCCAUACCUAAACACUGGCAACUGCUACCACAGGGAUCUGCAUUGGAGGAGCUCCUGGAAAACUCCUGGGACUGUGAGCCAGACGCCCGGCUGACGGCUCACUGUGUUGUGGACAGAUUAGUCUCUAUUCAGUCUUCUUGCUCCCUAUGACUUUCCUGUCUUGUGUUCAGGUUGACUUGUUGUAUAUAAAUACAAGUAUCUGUACUGUUCUCCUUUUGUCACCAGCUUCUCAGUAGACUUUGAUGAGAUUGAUGAACACUUCUGAGAGAUCCACCUGUGACGUGAUGUGGCCGAGACUCCUCUUUUUAUCAUUGACACUGAAAGCAAACAAUGAUUACAAUUAGACAAUGAAAGAAAGAGGACACAAAGAAAAAAUUGUGAACAUGAACAUUGCUUCCAUCUGUUCUUACAUUUUUAGCUGCUAGGAUCCCACGUGUAAUCAAAUCCAGGUCAGCCUCUGAUUGAUCUGUGCAGAAAAAUAAAGUGUACCGCUGUAACAAUGCAACACAUUCUAGCAUUGACAUUUACAUUUUUUUAAAUCUCUCGCUUUGACAAACAAAAAAUAAUUAUGGCUAAAAAAAAAAAACUUGUCAAGCAGUUUUAUAGAUCUAAUGACAUUUUUUUAGUUUAAUAUAGAUGUAGCGUAACUAACAGUUUGCCUGUGUUUUAUCUGUAACUGUAUUUAGAGGAAAGAGGAGUUUUUCAAUGCUCCUGGUACAAAACUGAGACAUUGCAGGAAGUGGAGUAUUUUGUUUGAAGUACUUUUGAUUACUUUGCUUUGAAGAUCUUUUUCUCGAUUUGUAGAUGUGUUAAACCUUGAAUAAACCAAAUUGUACCC
Messenger RNA from Stegastes partitus (bicolor damselfish), 2207 nucleotides. Its product is annotated as anti-Muellerian hormone type-2 receptor-like. The record is from RefSeq and is a predicted model, not a curated record. Bases 17 to 1519 code for a protein of 500 amino acids. The transcript is spliced from 11 exons. Gene Ontology annotation, molecular function: transforming growth factor beta receptor activity; ATP binding. Gene Ontology annotation, biological process: protein phosphorylation; cellular response to growth factor stimulus; BMP signaling pathway. Lineage: Eukaryota; Metazoa; Chordata; Actinopteri; Pomacentridae. Gene Ontology annotation, cellular component: plasma membrane; signaling receptor complex.